UCGAGUGCGCCUCGUUUUAAACUCCCACACCUUUUUUUUUACCAUUUACUAACACGGCUCAGUGAUAGUCGACUGUCCAGCGAACUAUCCGACAGUUUAGUGCAGUGGAGUGACCAGUGAUCUGUAAUCGAUAAUAAAUAGUGUCAGUGCCAAGUGAUCUAUCGGAUUAUUUUUGAAAAUUAAAAAAAAAAAAAAUACAAAUUAAUGUAAAAUGCAUCUGCCAGAAGGACCUCUCGCAAUGGAUAACUUCAGCUCGAUCCACGAUGCGCUGCGUGCAUGCCACGGCGAUCUGAUCCAAACCGGAAGUCCAGCAAUCCUCUGCACCGCGCUGCCCACUCAUUGGAGAUCAAACAAAUCGUUACCGAUCGCGUUCAAAGUCGUCGCGCUCGACGAAGUCAGCGAUGGCACGCCGGUGACGAUACGCGCCGGCAAUGACGAAAAUUGCUGCGGCGAACUGAGAAACUGCACCGCGGUUAUGAAAAACCAGGUCGCUAAAUUUAACGAUCUACGAUUCGUUGGUCGCAGUGGCCGAGGAAAGUCAUUUUCGUUGACGAUACAAAUCAGCAGCGUUCCUUCACAAGUCGCUACCUACUCAAAAGCAAUAAAAGUCACCGUCGACGGACCACGAGAACCGAGAUCUAAAUCAAAUUAUCAGUAUGGUCCUGGAUUCCCUGGACUUGGGCUGCUGAAUCCUUGGCUGGACGCCGCCUACCUGGGACACGCAUGGCACCUGCAUCAUCCUGCACUCAUUAAAGGAGCAAUGCCCAUGCCACCAGCGGAUUUAUUUACACCGGCAUUCGCACCCAGUAUGCUGCCAUCGACGUACCCCUUUCACGAGCACGUCAAGUACCCAACAGAGUAUCCAGGAAUGCCGACGACAAAAACCCCAGCAUUGCCGACUAGUCCAUCUCGUAGUCCACCGCAGAGUCCCAGUGACAGCAGCAGUGAAUCUGCCGCAGAAGAAGUACGCAGUGCCUUUGUGCCAAUUCGUCUCAACACGUUGCCAUUGUCAAACCUGAAUGUCAACGUCAGUGCUUCAAAAACAACGACACCUAGUACGCCGUCAUCACCAAUAAGAACUUCAGUGCCUCCUUCAAUCGUCAGUAGAAUCCCAGGGAAUCCUUCAGUGCCUGCCAGUAAAAAGGCCACCGAAGGUAUCCGCUGCGAACUUAAAGCGCCAACGACUUUGAUAUCUCAGGGCAGUCCUACGCCGAGCAAGAUGUCAUCAGUAUCAAAACCUGUAUGGAGACCUUAUUGAAAUAGGGCUUAAUCGCUUUGUGAUUGUGGUUUUUGUUACGAGAACCGUUGGAAGGCUAGUGAACAAGACGCUCAGCGUCGACGACAUAUAUUUCGAAGUUUAAUUCGAUCCUAAUAUAAUCUGUAUAUAACGUCCCUGUAUAUAAAAAUGAGUAUUUAUUGUAAAUAGUGUAAAUAUUAAGGGGUAAAAUAAAUCUAGAUGGACAAUAAAUAUGGCGGCGAAUGAUUUUAUGAGGGAGAGCUACGAGACUGUAUGAUAGGUGUGUCAUCAAAAUAUAUUUAUUAUCGUAACAUGUAUAUGUAAUUUAUGAUAAGAGAGAUUUAAUUGUAAAGAGAUUAUUAUA
Molecule: messenger RNA, 1601 nt
Organism: Microplitis demolitor
Lineage: Eukaryota; Metazoa; Arthropoda; Insecta; Hymenoptera; Braconidae
Gene: run
Product: segmentation protein Runt
Exons: 4
Coding region: 212-1258 (348 amino acids)
Biological process (GO): regulation of DNA-templated transcription
Cellular component (GO): nucleus
Molecular function (GO): DNA-binding transcription factor activity, RNA polymerase II-specific; RNA polymerase II cis-regulatory region sequence-specific DNA binding; ATP binding
Source: RefSeq, a predicted model, not a curated record